AUGUCAACACCGGAGUGGAAGUACUAUCCCAUCGGUGGAAUUCCGGUGAAUUCCGAGGACCCAUCCCAGUUGGGUCCUGAGGUCGAAGUUCCUAUCCGCCAGGAAAUCGACUCAUGGAGCAAUAACCCCGCCAACGAAAAACAAGUCAAGCUAUUUGUGAUGGCUUUGUCUCGCUUUCAAAAGAUCGAUCCUCACGACCGGGACUCGUAUUUCCAAAUUGCUGGAAUUCACGGGCAGCCUAAUGUGCCGUGGGAUGAGCCUGUUGACUCCAAAGACGCGGAAGGGAGAGGCUACUGUACUCACAACAACAUCUUGUUUCCAAUCUGGCAUCGUGCUUAUCUAGCACUGUAUGAGCAACGUCUCUACGAAAUCAUGAGUCAGGAGAUUGUGCCAAAUUUUGCUGAGGACCAACGUCCCCAGUGGAAGGAAGCAGCCGACCAAUGGCGUCUGCCUUUCUGGGAUUGGGGUGUGUCCACUUCAGUCCCUGAUCUGUGCAAGUACCCUUAUACUCUUGUUCCCACCUCAGAUGGUACCGGCGAAGAGAACAUCAGCAACCCCCUAUUCCAAUUCCGCAUGCCGAACAAUCAACCCAUGUCCACUGCUGGCAUGGAUAACUUCAAAGAUCCGUGGGUCAAGGAUGGAGACAUGCUAUAUUUCGGUGAAUGUAUCGGAACAACCCGUUGGCCGGAUGUGGGCGAAAAUGCCUCCGGUACUCAUACAUGGAAGUACGGUGUAGUGAACAACUACAAGGUGCAGGAAGCACUGAAGAAGCCGGCCUGGUUGGACGACACUCCUUACGGUCAGCCUGCAGAAAUGGUAUACCGUCUGCUCACAGUUCCCAUGGAGUAUCCUACGUUUGCAACCACAGCCCAAUUGUCGGACAAUCAGGAAGUUCAAAAUGACAUCAAUCUCGAGUAUAUCCACAACAACAUUCACGGUUGGGUUGGUGGUGAUCUUAACGGACACAUGUCCCAGAUUCCAGUGGCUACAUUCGAUCCUAUAUUUUGGCUCCAUCAUUGUAAUAUCGAUCGCAUCUUUGCCCUGUGGCAAGCCCUCAACCCUGAUAAGUGGUUUGAGAAAUCGAAAGUCAACGCAUUCUUCCAAGAAACAAUUGGCCUUCCUGAUGGCACGGAGAUUACCCCCAAUACAGAGCUGCGCCCAUUCCACAAAGAUAUCGCUGGAACUCUUUUGAAGCCAAAAGAUGUUCGCUGGCCUUACAAACUUGGCUAUACAUACCCAGAGUUGCAGACCUGGAACUACAAGCCUGAAGGCUACGCCUCCGAGACCUUCAUCUCAACCCUACGAAAAACCAUCAACGAGCUUUACGGUGUAUCGAGAAAGCAGCUGAUCGAUGCCACAAGUAACAUCAAAGGAGUGGAUUAUUUGGCGGAUGGUUCCAAGUCCCUCGACUAUUCGUUCAGCGUUCGCUAUCGCAAAUAUGCUCUUGAUGGUGGUGAGCCCUUCUGGAUUCGCAUCUACAUCUCGCAGGAUGGAAAAACACACAACGCAACUUUAGAUCUUGUGACUGAGAUAUACAACUUCAGUCAAAAGCCAGAGGACAAAUCAGGAAAGCUCGCAUGUGGAAACUGCAAGGACAACAAGAGCAAGAACAUCAAGUCUACUGCCAGUAUCUCUCUCACUCCAAUCUUGAUCACUCUUCUCAAGUCAGGCAAGGACUUGGCUAGUCUUGCUAGAGAUGACGUUCUGAAGUUCAUCCAGGACAGGGCUUACUGGAGGGUAUUUAAGGGAGGCAAGGAACUGCCUUCGUACCAGGUGGAGGCCCUCGAUCUAGAAAUCAUUGGAAGCACCAACGACUCAACUGUCUACAAUGACCCCACCAAGCCUCCGAAGCUGGAGAAUUUCAAGGAAGAGCCUACUAUAUCCGGAGGACCAGGCGGCGCUCUGAACCCAAGCCUCAAACAGCCCGUGGCAGUUGCACCUCCGGUGGUAGCAUUGAUUCCCAAGGCCAGUCUAAAGGUCAACUCCUUCUUGCCUUUCAAGCAGGCCCUGAAGGCCGACAGUGUGGUGAUCAUCGACUCAUCCAGCUUGAACCUGACCCCUGCCAAGACCUCAGGCAUCGACAACACCCAGAUAUAUCUUAAUGAGGGCAAAAACGGAGAUGGCGACAUCUUGUUAUUGCUCUCUAUCAGAAGGGCCGAGAACCAAAUUGUCUUCAACUCCAAAAUUGAUAAUACUUGGGGGAAAGAAAUCCGUAUCUCGCUGGAGAGGAGGUUCAAGGGUACAACACCUUCUAUCCUCAUUCAUGACCAGGAUGAUGGUUAUGAAGUAUUCAUCGAUUGGAAGCACGCCCUGUUCUUCCAGAAGCGGGCUCCAGGCAAGGUGGCCCAGUCGGUGUCGUACACUGUGAAUGAUGGGCAGACACCUGUGUGGUCAUCCAAUCUGAAGGUGAAGGUUUACGCUUCGAUGAAACAAGUGUUCCAUCAUUAG
This is a messenger RNA of Penicillium soppii, 2448 nucleotides long. RefSeq lists its product as uncharacterized. The coding region runs from base 1 to 2448 and encodes 815 amino acids. The record is from RefSeq and is a predicted model, not a curated record. NCBI's taxonomy places the organism in Eukaryota, Fungi, Ascomycota, Eurotiomycetes, Eurotiales, Aspergillaceae. The transcript is spliced from 5 exons. Gene Ontology annotation, molecular function: carbohydrate binding; oxidoreductase activity.